Messenger RNA from Thelazia callipaeda (thelaziosis nematode), 1770 nucleotides. The record is from the annotation of a GenBank genome assembly. NCBI's taxonomy places the organism in Eukaryota, Metazoa, Nematoda, Chromadorea, Rhabditida, Thelaziidae.
AUGAAUAAAGCCAUUAAUAUACGUGCAGACAGGUUGGAAAAAAUUCUAUGUCGACAUUGUCAGAAGCGUUUUUCUCAUUCGGGUUCAUAUUCAUCCCAUAUGAGCAGUAAGAAAUGCACCGCGGCCGCAGCACAAGCUUCGUCAUCAGCAUUCGGCUUUGGUGACCAAAUGAUACUUUACCGGACACUGUUGUUACAGUUUCAAACAGCUCAUAAUUUGGCGUAUUCUAAUGUCACUCCCUAUGCAGCCUUACUGCAACAACAGUUAUUGCAGGCAGCGAGUGGCAACAAUUCAUUACCGUCACCAUCAACUUUAUUGGCGAAUUAUUGGGCUUGUCAUCUAAGUAAUAGCAAUCAUACCACAAAAGAGAUUGCUCCAUCCGAUGCAUUUGUAAAAAAUGAGAUGGUGAACGUUGAUGUUAGAAGAGCUGUGACUAACAGCACAAGUGCGGUUACUGAUAAGCCUAGUAUAGAAGGCGCAGUUCAUCGUCAGGAUGGUUCAAAAGGAUCUCGUUCAGAAAAUGGUGAACAUCCAGAUUCAAAGGAUGGAUCGGCUUUGCCCAUUUCUAAUGCUAUUAGUGAUGAAAGUCCUGGAGGUACCUGGAAGCCGUUGCGAUCGCGUUCUUUCCUUACUGACGCUCAAGUUGCCAUUCUUCAUGCUCAUUUCAAGCGAAAUCCGUUUCCGUCCAAAUAUGAAUUAUCCGCUGUCGCUGCUCAAAUUGGUGUUAAUAAAAGAGUAGUACAGGUGUGGUUCCAAAAUACUCGGGCAAAAGAAAGGCGAAGUAACCGGUUGAGCGUAGCUUGUGAGCGGUACUCACGUUCCAUCUGGAAUAAUGCAAUCUCAUUUCAAAGUGCUGCUACAGCCAUAGCAGCUGCUAAUGACCCUUUAAAUUUGAUGGCAGGUUGGGCUCAGCAAUGUACCGGUCUUGUGAAGAAUAGAUUAUCAGAUGAGCAAAUGGGAAAAGCAGAUUUAUCGUCAAGUAAACCAUCAGAUGCUGUUUGUGAUUUACCCCUUGAUUUGUCAGUUAAAGAUGACUCAGCAGUGAUCAGAGUAGCAGUUUCAACUAGACACGCAUCUCCUGUUUCUGGAGUCGGCGGUAAUGGAGAAAAUCAAGACGAUUGUUGGUCUCCAGGCAGUCUCAGUGGUUCACUUUUGGACUGAUUUUUUAAAGGAGAUGAAACGCAAAGGACGCUACUACAAGUUGCUAGAAGCUGUACACGGACAACACCAACAAUGAUUUCUUCUAAAUCCAGUUCUAAUUCUGAGGUUGAGUCAAAUCUAGAACCGAUGCUAGAUGAUAAUUCAACUUCUGCAUUAUCUAGUAUUUGGCCCAGUAGUGUGUUCAUGUCUCAAUACUCGAUGUUGGGAACUGAAGAUGUAGCCAACUUUCAAAAAGUUCUGGAACACACUGAGGAUAUUGAUGACAAUUCGUCAGACAUUUCAUCAAGUGAAAAAGGGCAUCGAGCUAGCUGGAAAUCAAAUCGAACUGGUGAGGAGGGACUGUAUGCCUGUGAUCAAUGCGAUAAAAUGUUUGGAAAGCAGAGUUCAUUGGCUAGGCAUAAAUAUGAGCAUUCAGGACAGCGACCUUACAAAUGUGACGUAUGUGAGAAGGCAUUCAAACAUAAGCACCAUCUCACUGAGCACAAACGGUUGCAUUCAGGUGAAAAGCCUUUUCAGUGUCACAAAUGUUUAAAGCGGUUCAGUCAUUCCGGCAGUUAUUCACAGCACAUGAAUCAUCGGUAUUCGUAUUGCAAGCCGUACAGAGAUUGA